Messenger RNA from Suillus subaureus, 920 nucleotides. RefSeq lists its product as uncharacterized. Bases 1 to 813 code for a protein of 270 amino acids. The record is from RefSeq and is a predicted model, not a curated record. The transcript has 10 exons. Lineage: Eukaryota; Fungi; Basidiomycota; Agaricomycetes; Boletales; Suillaceae.
AUGAACUUUGCAAUGCGGCUGAGCUUUGAGAAAGAGGUGAUGAGAAGUUCAUCUUGUCUUCGUCGAGAAAGACAAUGGUCAGUGAUGACAUAUCUAUACCUUGCUGUUCGAUAUUUUGGCAUUUUGGUUGUAAUUUGUUACGGUAUAUUUCUGUUUAUGCAAUGGGGAAUUUCUGCAUAUUCUGCCUUGACGAAAGUUAUUCUCAUUUGGCGUCUUUACGCCCUAUACAACCAAUCCAAAUACAUACUUUAUGUUCUACUGGGGUUGUUCCUACCAGUCGUUGCGCUCUACAUAGCGGUGGAUAUAUUUUUAUGGAGUCGACCCUCAGCGAUCUCAGUGCAAGAAAUAAUAAUAACUCCAAACAUCAAGUACUGCGGGGCUUUAUUCCACAUUGGGCCUAUGCCUGCGAUAUUUGCUUCCAUCCCCAUCAUAUGCUAUGAUAUUUUACUGGUUGUUCUCGCCAUCGCCACCCUCUGGAACCACCUGAAAGAACGGAAGGAACUUUGCAUGAAGCCUAACACCUAUGUGGUCAUGAUCGUCCGAUAUCAUAUCAUAUACUUUGUCAUGAAUUUGGCAAGUCAACUCUUCACGGCGAUAUUGUGGGCCAACCUUCCAAUAGUAGUGAUGUAUCUCAUACUGUUGUUCAACGAUACUGCGCCAUUCAUUCUCGUGCCACGUCUCAUCAUCAGCAUUUGGGAAACGCAUGCCAACGACAACUGUGUACAUGUCAGUACGACGUUCGAGGAUUGCGUUUGUUGGACUUCGCCACCGGUAUUGGAGCAGCACGAAAUGGACUCGGGUGUCAGUCCGUAGUGUUAUAUUGAUACAUACAUAGCUAGAACAACAGGAUAUAUCAAUAUAGUGAUUCAUCAGUGAUUUGAUGUAUUAUGGAGAUUUAUCAAUCGGGAUUCUCCACAUCA